AUGCCUUCCCAGGUCAAUGCUGAAGCGAGCGAGGACAAGGACGGCAAGAGACCAGGAUAUCAGUCCAAGGAUGAGCUGUCAACCGGGCUCUGGCUCUUGAAGCACACGCAAGGCAUCGUGACUACGGCGACCGCUGUCGGUAUUCUGCAUCUGCGAACUACACAUGUCCUAUACUUCACGAUCGGCAGCCUUGCGACGAGCUUCUCUGCCAAGGGCCUGAAGAGGGUGAUCAAACAGCCUCGCCCACCAGGCUCACGAGUCAAAAAGACGAGCGGGAUGCCGUCGACACAUAGCGCCACCAUCUCAUUCAUGGGCAUCUACAUCAUGCUAUCGGCCCUCUUUUUGCCCCUGCAUCCGACCUUCUCACUCGAUUCUAGCUCUGACGGUGUGACUCGGAUUUGGAUCGCGCUAGUUGGCAUCACGGCCCCUGUCCUCGUCAUGUGGUCUCGAGUGCGUCUCGGCGUACAUACUCCGGCGCAGACACUGGUCGGAGCAGCGCUUGGCGUGGGCAAAGCAUGCAUAUGGUUCACAGCAUGGAAUGGGACGAACCUCCUGUUGGGUUCUAGCUCGUCUUUCGACAGGGCCGCUUCGACGCACUCGGUUCUACACAACGGUCUCAAAGACUGGAUAGGCGCCUAA
Messenger RNA from Ustilago hordei, 639 nucleotides. RefSeq lists its product as uncharacterized. Gene Ontology annotation, molecular function: sphingosine-1-phosphate phosphatase activity. Bases 1 to 639 code for a protein of 212 amino acids. The transcript is spliced from 2 exons. NCBI's taxonomy places the organism in Eukaryota, Fungi, Basidiomycota, Ustilaginomycetes, Ustilaginales, Ustilaginaceae. The record is from RefSeq and is a predicted model, not a curated record.